UUACUACUACUACUACUACUACUACUACUACUACUACUACUACUUCUCGGGAUAGCUAUAAUGUAGCCUAUGCCUAUGCACUCCGCUAGAUUUUCAUCCAAUAGCCUAAUGAUUGAUCGCAGCUCGAUUGUUAACAAGCUAGCUAACGUUAGCUAACCUGUGAUUUUAAUGAAAUUAGAGCCGUUGUUUCUUUCUCAGAUUAAAAGAGAAUAGUACAUUUUGUAUAUCUGUGCUAUGCGCGAUAUUGCACUGCUCAGCCUUUGAAACAUAGCCUACUUGUUUUAGCCAGCUGAACUAUCAAAUCAUAAAAUGUCGACUGAGCACCAGAUCAUGGACUCAUCCCUUGCAUUGGGAAGACUGGAAAUCAAAAGUCCAGUACUAAGAUCGGACAGCGACUACUGCGAUGUAAAUGAGAAGAACGUCCAAGAUGAAUCACAAUUUCGUUUGAAUGGAUGCUUACCGCUCGGUCACCAAGUCGCUGGACACAAAUAUGGAGUUGAUAAAGCAGGUAUUCUGCAGCAUCCAGACGGCACAGUGCUGAAACAGCUACAGCCUCCCCCGAGAGGCUGUAGGGAAAUGCAGUUUUACAGUAAGGUUUACGGUGCAGACUCCAUUGACCCCUGCCUUCAGGAACUUCAGCGUUACCUGCCAACAUAUCACGGGACCUGGUGUUCCCCUGACACGCCCAACGAGCUGUUCUUGAAGCUGGAGGAUGUAACACGGAGGUUCUGCAAGCCCUGCAUCAUGGAUGUGAAGAUCGGGCAGAGGAGCUACGACCCCUUCGCCUCCCAGGAAAAGAGAGAGCAGCAGAUUAAGAAGUACCCCCUGAUGGAGGAAAUUGGCUUCUUAGUCCUGGGCAUGAGGGUCUACCAAACGAGCUCAGAUACAUGUGAAAUCUAUGAUCAGCACUAUGGAAGAAACCUUGUGAAAGCCUCACUUAGAGACGGUUUAGCCAAAUUCUUUAAUAAUGGGGAUGGGCUGAGGAAAGAUGCCAUAGCCGACAGCAUCAAGAAAGUCAGGGACAUCCUCCAGUGGUUUGAAGGCCAGAGGCGGUUUCAUUUCUACGCGAGUUCCCUGCUGUUCGUCUAUGAGGGAGACCUGUCAGGACAGACGCCGGACACUCUCAAAACAGGAAGAGGAAGUGGUGGAGUGACGGAGAACAACAACCACGUGCACAUUAUGUCAGACACGCGUGUGCCCGGGAUGAGGGAUUGCGGUGGCGAGUGUGGGACCGUGGUCUCCCACGGUAUCUCCACUGGUUGGGAGGGUGCUUCCACACAGAAGCAGAGUCCCCAGGUCUCACUGGAGCAGGGGCCCAACGGGAAUGAUACGAAAAGGCCAGAAAGUGUGGAAGGGAACCCGAAUCAGCAGGGCUCGGAGACAGGGCAGGGCCGGGUGGAGGUCAGGAUGAUCGACUUUGCCCACGUUUUUCAAAGCGAAACCCAAGACGAUGGCUACAGCUAUGGGCUGAAGAAUUUACUCUUGUACCUGCAGCAAAUCCUGGAUAAAUAAUCUCCCUGGGUCUCCUUUUGUCACAAUUUCCACUUUUUAUUUAUCAGGGCCAAAUUGUAAAUGUAGCAACAGUCAUGCAGUGUAAUCUCUGUUUACACUGCAUGACAGUUUUCUUUAAUUGUGUUAAUUGACAUUGUUUUGAUAUGUAUGUAAAUGAUAUGCUAUUUUAGAGCUGCUAACCAUAUUACUCAGGUAAAUUGAUUCAUAUCUCGUUUUUGCAAAAGGAGCUAAUUCUGGAAAUGUUUUAUAGACGCGCUGUGUCUAAAGGCUCCAUGAUGGACUUGACUGGAACAGAGACCAAGCUUUUUCCCACUGCCAAAGUGACCUUUCCAUUUUGGAAAUAAUCCCACAAACAAAGAAACUACUGAUCUUUUUUAAAAUAUUUGCACAAAGAAUGAUAAAAAAUUACAAAUGGGUAGGUUAAAUAUUUUUGGACCAAAUCUAUUUUAUCACCAAUAUAUUUCUGUGUAUAUUUAAAGGUUGCAAAUACUUUUUUUUACUGGAUAUUGAUGUUUUUCAUUUAUUUACAUUUAUUAACAUACAUAUGUAUUUGUGAUAAUGGAAUAUGGACAUUGUUUUCACUUAAACUGCAAUUUUGGAAACAUUAAUUAAAUGAAUGCUACCCAAA
Messenger RNA from Conger conger (European conger), 2140 nucleotides. Its product is annotated as inositol polyphosphate multikinase-like. Gene Ontology annotation, cellular component: nucleus; cytoplasm. The record is from RefSeq and is a predicted model, not a curated record. Gene Ontology annotation, biological process: inositol phosphate biosynthetic process. Gene Ontology annotation, molecular function: inositol-1,4,5-trisphosphate 3-kinase activity; inositol tetrakisphosphate kinase activity. The coding region runs from base 310 to 1512 and encodes 400 amino acids. The transcript has 6 exons. Lineage: Eukaryota; Metazoa; Chordata; Actinopteri; Anguilliformes; Congridae.